ACACGCGUUAUACGUGCGCUCUGUAUAGCAUUUGUUCGUGCAGUCACGGCCUUUGCGCCACGCCGUCAUGUCCUCGGUCGCCACCACCUGCGCCGCGAACGUCCUCGUCGCCGCCAAACGCAUCCAGACCAUUCGCAGGCACGCCAGCGACGUGACCAAAUGUUGUUUUUCGAAAAGAUAUCAUCUGGCCGUCGGGUCUAGUGAUCGGACGGUGAGCGUGUGGGAAUGGCGAUCCGGACGCGGUUUCGAGGAAAAAUCUUAUUCGCCGCUUACCCACCAUAAGUACAUGGUGACUGGCGUACAGUUUAACGGAGAUGCGACCAUAUUGGCCACGUCAUCUUUAGAUGGAAGCACUACGCUAUGCGAUGUCGAGACCGGACGAGUUGUGCACACUUUCGUUCAAAAUAGUUGCGGUGGUAUAAGAUCGUCGUGCUUCAUGGGAAAUCAUAAAUAUUUCGUGUCUGCUGGCGACGAUGGGACCAUGUGCGUGUGGGACAUGUUCAGACGAGUGCUGGUUAGGACGAUAACGGCGCACGAGGAGGCUAUCUCUAUGAUAUGUUGUUCUACAGACUCAAGAAUUAUGUUGACAGGUGAUACAACAGGGGUGGCCAAAGUGUGGCCAGUCGCUGAGCUGACCGAUACUCACGGAAAUAGUAUGCCUCUGUAUGUGUUGUUCGACUGUCAUGAUAUGGGCGUGAAUUCCGCCGACAUAUCAACUAUCACCACAAUAACAAAUAAGGGUAAGGUGUACAGUGCGCUGACGUGCGGUAACGACCACCUGGUGAAAAUCUGGAAACUGACUCUGUGGAAGAAAAACGCAGGUUCUCAUCAGUGUGCCGUCGAAAUGGUGCAGUCACUGAAAGGUCACUCUUCAACGGUGACCAGCGUGUGUUUUGACGGAGCUGAUGGUACGGUGUUUGCGUCCACGUCGAUGGACAAGACCACGAGGAUUUGGCAGAUGGUCGAGUCAAACAAUGCGGUUUGCUUACAAGUGUUGGAAGGACACACCCGUUACGUUAACACUUGUGGAUUCUCUCAAGACGGUUUACUGUUUGUGACUGGGUCCAACGACAAGUCUGUCAUUGUCUGGGACGUGAAAGGCGAUUUAGAUUUAAACGCCAAAUUACACGACUCGUCGGAGGACUUAAAGUCCGCAGUAAACAUAGUCAAGAGUGAAAAUAUUCAGGUAGAGGUGUCUCUGAGGGAAAAAUUAAACAUGUUUACGAAUGCGGUGAAUUCUUGUGACUUUAGCAGCGAAUGCAAAUAUCUCGUGGCGGCCGGCGGCGACAAAACCGUCAGGAUUUGGCAUUUUAGCGAAAACGGAGAUACUGAAGAAUGCAAAGGCUCACCGUUGCGCGCUCACCAUUAUUCGGUUCAACAGAUGGUCAUUUCUCCGUGCUCGUCGUACAUGGCCACCUGUUCGUUGGACGGAAUGACCGUUAUUUGGGAACUAAAUACUCUAGAACCGAGAGGUUCGUUACACACUGAGUACGGCGGGGCCCGAUCCUGUUCGUUUUCUGGAAAUUCCGAAUUGAUCGCAGUCGCUUGCAACAACGAAAUCGUAUACGUGUGGAAAGUGGAAACAUUACAGCUAGUCGCGAAGCUGUGCGGUAAUGACGAAGACGUCACUUGUGUUUCGUUCAGUCCUGAUUCUCGGUAUUUAAUGUCCGGAUGUGUGGAAGGGCACUUCCGAAUUUGGUCGGUGCAUCCGAAAAAGCACAUUAUAUCCGAGACGAGUACAAUCGUCCAAGACAAAGCGCACGAAAUUGGAAUAACAAGCGCCCAUUUUGCGUUCAAGAACCCGUCCAGAAAACCGCAAUCGAUGUUGAUGUUAACGGGUGGCAGUGAUGCCGUGGUAAAAGCCUGGAGGCUACUGGACGACCGAAUCGACUUCAAAAUGAAGUUCGUCGGCCACGGCAGUGACAUCACGUGCGUCAAGUUCCCACGGCACAUUACUACGUUCUUGGCGUCUACUUCGCUGGACAAGACAGCUCGGAUAUGGCAAACGAAAACUGGAGAUUGUCUGCAUGUCAUCGAUCCCAAAUGUGCCAUCCUCACUUGUUGCUCAUUUUCGCCAAAUAAUAAAAUACUAGCUACAGGGUCGCUGGACAAAGCACUGUAUCUGUGGAAUUUACCGUUGGACGACGAUGAUGUCACGUCAAUUAGGAAAUCGGCGUCAUUUGAAAAACACGGAGGGCGAUUAAACGGCAUGUCCGCAGAUGACGACAGACGAGACUUGGAAGUAGCACUGUCGAAGCUAUCGUCGUCGACUAACACACCCGACGAGUUCAUCUGUCCGAUAACGCAACAGAUCUUCAGAGAUCCCGUGAUAUGUUCAGACGGACAUACUUACGAUAGAUCGGCCAUGGUGUCAUGGUUCCGCCGAGGCAAAUUCAGUAGCCCAUUGACUAAUGAACCGCUACUGUCCAAGUCCAUGACGACAAACACCACCAUAAAGGAAGCAAUCUCAGUGUUUGUCCAACAAAAUCAAUGAACGCGAAGAACCACAGUACAAAUAGUUUUUAAAUUUAUCAAUACCAACUUAGUGUGUUUGAAUAAUGUCAUCAUCGUUCAUCAGCUAUAUUAAACAUGCACAUUUUGGAAAUAUAAUAUUUGUCUGAUAUGAAAAUGUUUUUGUAGCAAUUUGUAAUACCUAUUAUUAUUACAAUGGUUAUUUUAUGCACUUUUCAUUUUUUUUUUAACAUUUAUUGAAUUAAAAAUAUUUGUCAUUGCGUUUAAGAUAAUAUUUAUAAUAUGUUAUAAAUAAACUUGUCAGUUGUGGUCUAAAAGAAUGUAUAAACAAUAUCUUUAUAUUAUAGAUUUUUAAUGCAGUAUGUAUACAUCAUGAAUUAAUAGAUAUAAAAUAACUUUUAGUCAAUCAUACAAAUAAAUUACUUGAA
Messenger RNA from Acyrthosiphon pisum (pea aphid), 2900 nucleotides. Its product is annotated as WD repeat, SAM and U-box domain-containing protein 1. The record is from RefSeq and is a predicted model, not a curated record. Lineage: Eukaryota; Metazoa; Arthropoda; Insecta; Hemiptera; Aphididae. Gene Ontology annotation, biological process: protein ubiquitination. The transcript has 17 exons. Gene Ontology annotation, molecular function: protein binding; ubiquitin-protein transferase activity. The coding region runs from base 68 to 2494 and encodes 808 amino acids.